UUUAUUAUCUCACAGAAGUGCUUACCGAGACUCUUCAAACGGAGAUGGGCCGUGUUUUGGGCAACGGUGAAGGUGACGAAAGCCUCUCUGGGAGUGACAAAGAUGAAUCAUUGGAUGAAGACAUGGAAGCCCUAAAAAGGGCUUGUAUAUUGACAGGAACAAAUCCUAACGAGAUCGAAGACGUCUCUGCUGUGCAUGCAGCUGCCUCUGAUUCUGAAGGCAACGAUAGUGGAACCAAUGAUGUUGAAGUGUUUCGAAGUCUACAACAACGGUUCUUGCCUCAAUCGGAAGGUGGAGCGCCUCUUGUUUUGAAACCUCUGAGCACUCUACCGCCAGUUUUUGGUUCAGACGACGAAGAAGAUUUUGAAACGCUUCGUGCAAUCCAGAGGCGCUUCACCAAGUACAACAGCGAUGCUCUGAAGAAGUGCGAGUCGACCUCUGUACAUAACCCUAAUACUAGCUUAACAUCAGAACAGGAUACUCACAAUAUUUUGUUGGCAAAUGAUACUACUGGUGAGGCUUUAGACAAUGAGUUUUCGGAUUAUGAAGAUGCUUGUAGUGCCUAUGAGCAUUCAGAAUCUGUUGGUGACGGAGAUCCCAGGAGUCAGCCAUUGGCUUCCAUUGAGUGGCAUCAACCGGUUGCUCCUGUGUUAUCUUCCAUACCGCCAAAAUAUUCUAGCUUCCCCGCUUCUGGAAAGGUAUUUAUUGACGCCAUUAAGAACAACAGGUCAUGUCAGAGAUUUAUUAGGAGCAAGCUGAUAGAGAUUGAGGCAAGGAUUGAGGAGAACAGAAAACUGUUGGAACGUAUCAAAGUUCUCAAGGACUUUCAGUCUUCAUGCAAAAAAAGAGCAGGGCGAGCUUUCUCGCAAAAGAAGGAUGUUCGUGUCCAGUUAAUUUCAGUUCCAAAGUUUAAGAACUCUCAAGAUUUAAAGGCUAAUGGUAAGAAGACUUCUGCCUUAUCUUAUGGGCCAGUUGAAAAUUCUCAUGUUCAAUUCUAUAGAACAGUGUUGACAACAUUGUUUCCGCUUUCCCUGCGUCGGCAAUCAUGGUCCCAGAUGGAGAAGGAAAAUCUUGCUCAGGGAAUAAAACAACAUAUUCAAGAAAUGUUGUUUGAUAAAUCGUUGGUGUUCUAUAGUGGUUCAGAAGGAUCUUCUGGAGCUUCAGAUGCUGUUGAUAGCAUCAUCGCUUCGAUCACAGAUCUUGAAUUUACCCCUGAAAAUAUAAGAUCAUUUUUGCCUAAGAUUGAUUGGCAAAGGUUGGCUUCCAUGCAUUUUAUGGGUCGGUCUGGUGCUGAAUGUGAAGCAAGGUGGUUGAACAUUGAAGAUCCUCUGAUCAAUCAUAAUGCAUGGACCAAAUACGAGGAUAAGAAGCUUUUGCAUCUUCUCCAAGAAAGAGGGACACCUUAUAACUGGAUUGAUAUUGCUACUAGAUUGGAGACUAACAGAACUCCAUUUCAGUGUUUAUCUCGUUAUCAACGGAGCCUUAAUAAUCACAUUAUAAAAAGGGGCUGGGCACCUGAGGAGGAUGCUCAACUUUGUGCAGCUGUAGAAGCUUUUGGUGAGGGUUAUUGGCAAUUAGUAGCUUCUAAUUUGGAAGGAAGGACUGGUACUCAGUGCUCUAAUAGAUGGAGGAAAACGCUUCAUCCCUCUCGGAAAAUGGUGGGUAGGUGGACCGUGGAUGAAGACAAACGCUUGAAAGUUGCUGUGAUGCUUUUUGGGCCCAAAUCCUGGUCGAAAAUUGCAAAAUUUGUCCCUGGUCGAACUCAAGUUCAGUGUAGAGAAAGAUGGGUCAAUGUUCUAGAUCCAUCCUUGAAUCUAGGAGAAUGGACUGAAGAAGAGGACAAUAAGUUGGAAGCAGCGAUUAAGGAGCAUGGAUAUUGCUGGUCUAAGGUUGCAGCAGCUGUGCCUCCACGGACUGAUAGUCAAUGUAGGAGGAGAUGGAAGGUGCUGUUUCCACAUGAAGUUCCUUUGCUCCAAGCAGCUCGGAAGAUACAAAAAGCUGCUCUUAUUUCCAAUUUUGUAGAUCGGGAGUCGGAGCGACCUGAACUUGGUGCUGGUGACUUUCUUGCAUUACCAGGCGCAAAUUCUAUUCCUGGCUCAGAGAAUGGAAACAGUAAUGGCAAGGAAAAGAAAAGAUCAAGUGACAUUCCAAAGAGUAAGCCCAAGAGAUCUAGAACCAAAGCUCAAAUUUAUCCUGAAGAGGCUUUAAGUCCGACAAACUGUGAUGAUGCUGAAACAAUUGGUAGUGAUGAUACCUCAAAGAAGAGAAAAGCACCUAAGUUACCUUCAAAGAGGAAGAAAUCUGCUAAAUCAGUGCAGGAUCACCAAGAUCAUUCAUCAACUCCCAGAGAUUCUACAUGUCUGAGGGCAAUGAAUGGUGCUGUUGAGGCUGUUGGCAGCCAUGAUACUACAAAGGAGAAAAAGACACCUAGGUCUCUUUCAAGAAGUAACAGAAGUACCAAACCUGCUCCAGGUCACCAGUCUGUUUCGUUUUCUGCUGAAGACUCAACAACUUUGAGGAUAAGAAAUGCUGAUGAUGUGGAGACUUCAGCUGUGGGUUAUGAUUCUAAUUCAAAGAAGAAAAAUGAUGCUGAAACAAUUGGUAGUGAUGAUACCUCCUCAAAGAAGAGAAAAGCACCUAAGUUACCUUCAAAGAGGAAGAUAUUUGCUAAAUCUGUGCAGGACCACCAAGAUCAUUCAUCGACUCCCAGAGAUUCUACUUAUCUGAGGGCAAUGAAUGGUGACGUUGAGGCCGUAUGUGGCAAUGAUACUACAAAGGAGAAAAAGACACUUAAAGUUUAUUCAAGGCAUAACAGAAGUACCAAACCUGCUCCAGAUCACCAGUCUCUUUCGUUUUCUGCUGAAGAUUCAACAACUUUGAGGAUAAGAAAUGCUGAUGAUGUUGAGACUUCAGGUGUGGAUUAUGCUAAUUCAAAGAAGAAAAAUGCAAUCAAAGUCUGUCCAAAUAAGAGGAAAUACACUGAGCCUAUGCAGGACAGCCAUAAUCUUAAUGGAAAUAACGUUGGGACUACUGGUAUGGAGGAUUACCAUCCGAAGAAAAAGAAGCCUAAUACAGGUCCUGAUCACCCGGAUCUUUCAUUGUCUGCUGUAGAUUCAGGAUGUUUAAAAAUAACAAAUGUUGAUGUUCAUGCCCCAGGUGUGGAUUAUACCACUUCAAAGAAGAAAAAUGCAGUAAAGGCAUGUUCAGAAAGGAGUAAAUGCACUGAAUCUACCCAAGGCAACCAGGAUCUUAAUGGAAAUAACAUUGAGAGUACUGGUGGGGGUGUUGCCAAUUCAGAGAACAAAAAGGAUCCUAGACAAUGUUCAAAGAGGAAAAUGUAUGCCAAAUCAGCACAUGACCAUCAAAAUGUUGAACAUGUUGAGAUCACUGGUGGGGAUAAUUGUGUGCCGAGGAAGAGAGAGGCUUCUUCAUCUUGUUCAAAGAAGGGUAAAUGUAUCAACCCAACACAGGACCACCAAGUUCAUACUUCACCUUCAGAACAUUUGACAUCUUUAUGGGUAGCUACUGUUGAGGAUGUUGAAGCCAUUGCUGAGGAUACUGUUCUAAAUUGUGUCUCAAAGGUGCAUGGUUCACACUCGAAGAACGAUAAAUGUAUUGCACCACAAGAGGACUCCCAAGAUCUUUCACUAUGUUCGGGACAACUAACUUUGGAUGUCAUCGAUGCUUCUUCAAAAGUGGAGUCAAGAGUUGCUGAUGUUACUAAAGAAGAUGGGUCUGAAAAGUUGACUAAAGAGAAACCUUGUUUUGAAUUAUCUUCACAAUAUAUUACUGAAUGUCGGUCUUCUUCUGCCUGCAUUACCAAAGUUGAUGCGAUUGUUCCUGAAAAAGCUGAUGUUCAAGAGGGAUAUUGUACUUCUACUUCGAGACGGAGUCAUCGCGCUAGGUUCUCCCCAUGCUAUCUUCGAUCAACAGACUGGGAAACUUAAUGUUUGUUUCCCUUAGAUUUGUUUUGAUCUUUAUUGUUCGUUUUGUUUGUUUCGAUUGG
Telopea speciosissima is the source of this 4006-nucleotide messenger RNA. RefSeq lists its product as uncharacterized. Bases 45 to 3947 code for a protein of 1300 amino acids. The record is from RefSeq and is a predicted model, not a curated record. The transcript is spliced from 9 exons. NCBI's taxonomy places the organism in Eukaryota, Viridiplantae, Streptophyta, Magnoliopsida, Proteales, Proteaceae.